This is a messenger RNA of Xyrauchen texanus (razorback sucker), 1070 nucleotides long. RefSeq lists its product as uncharacterized. The coding region runs from base 72 to 1070 and encodes 332 amino acids. Lineage: Eukaryota; Metazoa; Chordata; Actinopteri; Cypriniformes; Catostomidae. The record is from RefSeq and is a predicted model, not a curated record. The transcript has 10 exons.
ACAAGGGAAACAAUUUAGCCAUCCGCUGUACGUCUCCACACAGCACCUGGGAGAAACAUCAUUUUAAGUUUAUGAAGGGAGCAGAAUCUUGGCAAGAGGCAAUGAGAUAUUUGGUGCGCUUCCAAACAGGUUCCAGCGUUGAAACGACGGAUGAUGACAAGAAGGGAAAGCGAAAGAGAAGCUUAACUUCCAAGUACAGACCCCAGGCCUCUUCUGAUGAAGAGGAGUCUUGUCUUCCAGAUGCACCAGCAGUGCUGUCGUUUCAGCAACCUCUUUUGAGCUUUGAAAACCUUGUUCCCAGUAACAAGGUUUCAGUGCUGCCCGAUGCUCCAGAGGUUGCAUCGAUUCCAGAAAACCAGGAAAAUGUUGAGCCAUCUGUAGAUUUCAGAGCUGAACCAGGUUUCUCCCCAGUAAUCCAGACUCCACUUCACAGAGCCAAGAGUUUGAGUACAAGACACUUGACGGGUUACUCACCGCAGCAGUUUGUGGAUGAAAGGUGUCGAGCUCGUCAAGUACUAAGCUUUACACCCCCAGCAGCACAUUUACCCUGGCAGCAUAUGGGUGAAAACGCUGGAGGACAAAGUCAUCGCUCAGGUAUUGGCCCUUGGACUCCCCUGGCACCUCGUGUACAGCAUGAAGUUUUCUGCUAUGAAGAUUUCCAGAGACUCCAGAAUGAGAACCAAGCCCUGAGGGAUGAGAACCAAGCCCUGAGGGAUGAGAACCAAGCCCUGAGGGAAAGCAAUGCACCAGCAGCUUCGGAUGACAGCGGAUCACUUCAGGAGCAGGUGAAGCAAGUUGGGACAAUGUUAAAGACGUUUGCUCAGCACUGGGCAAUCAGGUACAACUUACGAACCUGUGCAGAUCAGACCCUAAUUCUGCGGCGUCUUGGAGAGUUUGGCGAUGUUGUGCGAAGCAUGGACAUCAAAAUGGACACUAUGCUGCAACAUUUUAGUGCCGCUUCGGUUUUUGGCAAUCAAGUGUGGGAGGGACCUCAAGACAACUGUGUGGCUGAAUGCUUGAGAGUAUCUUCUCUAAUCGCCUUUCCAUUAACACAACCUGGACUGGUGUAG